Phytomonas sp. EM1 is the source of this 2526-nucleotide messenger RNA. NCBI's taxonomy places the organism in Eukaryota, Euglenozoa, Kinetoplastea, Trypanosomatida, Trypanosomatidae. The record is from the annotation of a GenBank genome assembly.
AUGGUUUCUUCAUACGACACGACAGCUGGUUCUCCGUGCCUUUUUCUACGCAGCCAUGUCGAAACGGCGGGCUACAUCUCAAUUAUUGCUGAAUCUUUCAGGCCUAACUAUGCGAACGUCCAACGUAUGCUGGCGUCUCUUGCGGAACCCGUCUCGCGGCCUCUGUUGAUUCACGAGUAUCGCCUGACUCCCUUUUCUCUUGGGACGGCAGUGUCAAAUGGUCUGAGGUCUGAUGAUGCCAUGAAUUUUAUGCAGACUAACGUCUACGAACUUGGCAACCGAGACAGCCCUGAAUAUGGGAGCGUUAAAAACUUCAUUGAGAUGUGUAUGCAACGCUAUAACCUGGCGCGUAUCGUCGUCGAGCAGGAUCAGGCGAUGGUUCAGUGUAAAAAUAUGGAAACUUCUGAAAUGCUUUUGCAGGAUUCUGUGAUUCGCAGCCUUGCAGCAAAGCCAGUCGAGGUCCAACGUGGCACUUUUACAUGGGGUGAUGACACUGACACCUUCCUUUAUUUCCGUCUGCAGAGUCGAGCCGUCUGCAAGGCGGUGGCCGCGCGUUGCGUGAUAAUCGGAAUUCCUAUUCAGCAACAGUACGAGUUUGAGCCUGACCUUUCGGUUCGGUCCGCGAACAUUAACUUGCGUCCACAGACCAAACCGCGUUCAUAUCAAGUGGAGGCUUUGGAGGCUGCCACGACCGGCGGCAUAUUGAAUAGUGGCUGCCUGUUGCUCCCUUGUGGCGCCGGAAAAACCCUUCUCGGAAUCAUGGUUAUGUGCAAAGUGAAGAAGCCUACCUUGGUGGUGUGUGCUGGAAGCGUGAGUGUGGAACAGUGGAAAAAUCAGAUCAUGGAAUACGCUUCAUUUGAGUCACCGCUAGACGCGUCUACUCUACCUAUGGAUGCCACGAGCCGCAGCACUGCACAAGUAAACGACGCCGCUCGGACGGGUACCUCCCGCAUUGCGUGUUUUACAGGUAAACAGAAAGAUGAGAUCACUGAAGACACAGAUGUAGUGAUUACUACCUACAGCAUGCUAGUGAGUGCUCACAAGGUAUACGCACGCCGCGCAGCUCAGAAGCGUAUCCUUUGUAACGAUUCAGAUACUCAGGAGGCAUAUAAGAGUCGAAAAGGCGUUCAACAUCGAAAUAGUAUGAAAGAAAAACUCUUUUCUCCGUAUGGUUUGCUGAUCCUAGAUGAGGUCCACAUGAUACCGGCGGAUGCCUUUCGUGAGAGCCUAAGUUUUGUAGACGCAAAAGGAGUUAUUGGGCUGACUGCUACCUAUGUGCGCGAAGACCGGAAGAUCCUGGACCUGUUUUACCUUGUGGGCCCAAAACUGUAUGACGUAUCGAUGGAAACGCUUGCGGAACAGGGCUACCUAGCGAAGGUCAAUUGCUUUGAAGUUCACACGCCCAUGACGCGGGAGUUUGGGAUCGAGUACAUGGAACGGAGUGCACAGACCACGCGACUACAAAAGACGGGAAAGGCAUUCGUGUUGGUAAUGCUGGCCGCGGCUAACCCUAACAAGAUGCUUUGUGUGCGUGAGCUGGUGUCUAGGCACCUGGAUAGCGGGUCGAAAAUUUUAGUUUUCUGUGACCAUAUUAUGCUUCUCUACGAGUACGGUAAGCUCUUGGGCGCUCCAGUCAUCAGUGGCAAAACGCAGCAUCGUGAACGCCUCAUGAUUUUCUCGGACUUUCAGAUAACGUCAAAAGUGAAUGUGAUUUGUGUGUCUCGCGUGGGUGAUGUGAGCGUCAACCUGCCAAGCGCUAAUGUUGUGAUUCAGGUUUCUAGCCAUGGUGGGAGUCGCCGUCAGGAGGCUCAGCGGCUCGGUCGCAUUUUGCGGCCAAAAGAGAGAACCGCAAGCAGCAAAGCCGGCGAGGCGUGGUUUUAUUCCAUCAUUAGCAUGGAUACUUUGGAGAUGGGACACGCUGCACACCGCACAGCCUUCUUAGUGGAUCAGGGAUAUGCCUGCCGCAUUAUGGCAUACGACCCACAAGCUAGAGCACCCCGCGAGCCAAAAAAAGAAGGGCAAGGGUGUGAACAAGAUACGGCAGACACCACCACCCGAAGUGGAGCCAAACCUAUUAAGGAUGACUUGGUUGGUGAUAUUGCGAGUAUCAAACAAGAAAGUCUUCACGAAAUCCUCGUCAGACCAUCUCGACGGGAGCCCCAUGGCCUCGCACCCACGAACUCACGACUGCACAGUGGUACAGAGGUAAACAUCCUCUCAUACCAAUUACAGCUACUCUCGAAGGUGGUGUCCAGCUGGGAGCUGGAAUAUCAGAAGAUGAGCCGAAAGCGCAAACGCGACGAGGCGGUGGAUAGCACAGGCGACGGAGAAUCACGAGACCACAGUUUGGGCGAUGAUGAUGUUGUAGUGGUGGACGCGGAGGCUCGCAGUUACAAAGCAAUAAAGAAGGAAUGGAAUGAUCGAUGCGGAGUAAGCAAGGCAGCUUUUUCAGACAAAGGGACGACUAAAGUGUUCAUUAAUGAACUUAUAGGUGUCGAUGACGGUUUUGUUUAUCACGAAUUGUAA